Messenger RNA from Aegilops tauschii subsp. strangulata, 729 nucleotides. RefSeq lists its product as uncharacterized. The record is from RefSeq and is a predicted model, not a curated record. Lineage: Eukaryota; Viridiplantae; Streptophyta; Magnoliopsida; Poales; Poaceae.
AUGGCGCUGAGUGACAAGAAGUACCCCGGGCUGUACAGUGAGUUGGAGGGCUGGCAUGGAGUUGACUUCCACGAGAGCAUCAUCAGCUGGCACAUCGCCACCGACUUGAUCCUCGCCGCAAGGCAGCCAAGCGGCCAUGAUGCGGCUGACGGCCGUGUGGAGGCAGUCAGGGCACUGUCCAACUAUAUGAUGUUCCUCCUGGUGGAUCGCCCCGACAUGCUACCAGGCCUUCCUCAAAACUGGCUGUACAAGAAAACCUGCAACAAUCUGGACGACUUGUGUGAAGAACGCCUAGUUGGUUCUCGAGGCAACAUCUUCACCGCGCUCAAGAGAUUGUUCGGACCACGCCAUCGCCGCCGCUGCUUAAAUCCUUCUAAGCUCGAGAAGGAGCUUGCCGGGAGCAUACUGGAGCUGCCACACGAGGAGAAUUUCAACUACUACGAAACUCCUCGGCUCAUGUACGCACGCAAGAUUGCUCGGAUACUGCGUCGUAGGGACGAAGAGGAGGUGGAUGUGCUGCUAGACGUGUGGACCGACUUCAUGGCCUAUGCAGCCAACCGGUGCAGCAGGGAGGCGCACGCCAGGAACCUAAACAGCGGAGGUGUUUCCUCUUUACUGUACUGGCACUCAGCUGCCAGGUUUCAGUGUGCAUCCCCUGUGACGCGAUUUCAGGUUUCUGUUGCAGCGAUGAUCUCUGACCAAAAUUAUGAUGUUCAAAAACAGAUUUAG